Bursaphelenchus xylophilus (pine wood nematode) is the source of this 519-nucleotide messenger RNA. Lineage: Eukaryota; Metazoa; Nematoda; Chromadorea; Rhabditida; Aphelenchoididae. The record is from the annotation of a GenBank genome assembly.
AUGCUAAAAAUGAGUUUGAAGUUGCUACUAUUUACUGUUUGUCUAUGUUAUUUUACUGUAGACAUUGCGGCGCUUACUUGUUACUCGGUCCAAAACGGACGUAAGUGCAAUAAAAGGGGAGCGAUGAAAGCUGAUUGAAAUAAAUAUUUCCACCUGAACACUAAACUGUUAUUUUUUUUCUUGCAGAUGCUCUUGCCAAAGCGGAGACGUGUGCCCAAGAUGUGGGGUCUUGUCUGAAGAAAAUUAACAAAGGAACAAAACAAUAUGUGCAGUAGGUUUUAGAUAUAUAAAAAAAAUCUCUGCACAAAUUUUUGAAUUCUGAGUACUACGAUUGUAAACUUCCUUUGUGUUUUCAGAACAUGCGACCGCGCCCACCAAUGCAAAGCAGGGGAUACAAGUUUCUCUGAUGGCACGUAUGAUUACUACUGUUGCAGUGGAGAUAUGUGCAAUUCAUCAUUUGUCGCCAAAGCUGGCGCUGUGAGCUUGGCGGUUGUUUUACUAAAGAUAUGGUUCUUGUAA